GAUAGUGACGGCCCAGUGUGGGCGCAGUCGGCCCCAGGGUCGCGCUGCUGAGGCCGCCGCCAAGGUUCGGGCUCAGGGCAUGAGUGCUCUCUGGGGUUCCAGGUGCUCUAGCGGUGGCCUGCGGAAAGCUGGAGGAUCCAGUGUGGGGCCGAGAAUUAGGAGAGAAAAGUGACCUGAGCACAGAAGAAUGUCUGUGGUGCGUGAGCUAUCGCCAGGAUGGUUACUGGAUCAUCUUUCUUUCAUUAACAAGAUAAGUUAUGAACUUCACCAGCAUCAUGAGCCUUGUUGCAGUAAAAAUGAGCCUACUUCUUCUGUUCACCUUGAUACUCUUCACAUGGACUCUAUGUCCUCUUUUGGAGCCUCUGCUACCUGUAUUGCUUCUACCACUAAGCCAGAAAAUGAUGAUGGAGGAAAUUGUGAAAUGUUCAUACAAAAAUAUGUUUUUCGAUCUGAACUGUUUGAUGUCACCAAACCUUAUAUAACUUCUGCUAUUCACAAAGAAUGCCAACAAAGUAAUGAAAAGGAAGAUCUAGUAAAUGAUGUUAAGAAAGAAAUCUCCAUUUCUGUUAAUGGGAAGAAGCGUAAGAGAUGUGUUGUUUUCAAUCAAGGUGAAUUGGAUGCUAUGGAAUACCAUACAAAGAUCAGGGGGCUGAUUUUGGAUGGAUCUUCACAGUUAAUCCAAGAAGGUCUCAAAAGUGGCUUUCUUCAUCCACUUUAUGAAAAACAGGACAAGUAUAGUGAGCCCAUUACUUUACCACUUGAUACCUGCAAUUUGUCAGAAUUAUGUGAAAUGGCAAAGCAUUUGCCUUCUCUGAAUGAAAUGGAACUUCAAACGUUACAAUUGAUGGAAGAUGAUAUAUCUGUUACAGAGCAGGAUUUAUUUUCACGGAUUGUUGAAAACAACUCUAGUUUUACAAAAAUGAUUACUUUAAUGGGACAGAAAUACCUGCUGCCACCAAAAAGCAGUUUUCUUUUGUCUGACAUUUCUUGCAUGUACCCGCUUCUGAGCUGUAAGAAAACAUAUGAUGUAAUUGUGAUAGAUCCACCAUGGCAGAACAAAUCAGUUAAAAGAAGUAACAGAUAUAGUUAUUUAUCACCACUGCAAAUAAAGCAGAUACCUAUCCCUAAGCUGGCUGCUCCAAACUGUCUUGUUGUUACUUGGGUGACGAAUAGACAGAAGCACCUACGUUUUGUUAAGGAAGAACUUUACCCUUCUUGGUCUGUGGAGAUAGUUGCUGAAUGGCACUGGGUAAAAAUCACCAGUUCAGGAGAGUUUGUGUUCCCAUUAGAUUCUCCACACAAAAAGCCUUACGAAGGUCUUAUACUGGGAAGAGUUCGAGAAAAAGCUGCUUUACCAUUAAGGAAUGCAGAUGUAAAAGAGCUCCCCAUUCCAGAUCACAAGUUAAUUGUCAGUGUGCCCUGUACGCUUCACUCACAUAAGCCACCUCUUGCUGAGGUUCUAAAAGACUAUAUCAAGCCAGAGGGGGAAUAUUUGGAAUUGUUUGCUCGAAAUUUACAGCCAGGUUGGACUAGUUGGGGCAAUGAAGUUCUGAAAUUUCAACAUGUGGAUUAUUUUGUUGCCCUGGAGUCUAAAAGUUGACUAUGUUCUUAAAAUUGUGUUUUUCUUCAGUUUUUCCUCACUCCUUCUCUGUUCAUUCUAAUAGAUUUUUCCUUUUAUUACCAAACAGUAUGCUUAGAGAUGUAAACAGGACUUGGUUUUUCAGCAGAAUGAUUAGAAGUGACUAGCUGUCAUAUAAUUUUGAGAUGAAUUUUACUUCAGUUGCACUAGUAUUUCACAUUAUUCUGGGCUCUACAAAUAAAGAGGUAAGCAGUUAGAACGAUGGUAAGACUUUGUUACUGAAAAAGUUCAGAAAGCAUGCACUAUGGACCUGAAGUCACAAUUCUAUAUAUGGGUGUGUUUUGUUUGGCCCAUAUGGUGUUAUAAAAAAAAUUGGAGCCAUCAUUCUAAAAAAAUCAGGAAAUUUCACAUAAUAAGUCCAUAUUUCUGCCUUUCUUUAAACGUCAGAAACUCUGGCUACACUGCAGCCUGUGUUCUUUCCUGGCAUCAGUCUGUGGGACCCAGUGGUGGCAGCUUAUUUGGGAAGGGCCAUGUACUCUCCAGUUUACCACAGUAACCCUUGUCCCAUGCCACUCACUCAUAUUGUCUUCCUGACCCCUGUACAACUUGAAUUUAGAAUAUCUAGUAUACUGCUACAUUCUGGAAAAUGUAUUCAAAGACCUGCUAAGUACUGCAUCACUGUAUUGAGUUCAUGAAACAUUUUUUGGAGGGUUUUAAAUUUCAUUCAGGGUCACUUUUCAAUUACUUUUUAGUUUUGCUUGUUUUUCUAGAAGAAAAAUAAAUUCUUAAUAAUGUCAGAAAGUAAACACUGCUUGGACUUAAUUGAUAUUUAUAGAACAUUCCAUCCAAAAGCAGCAGAAUACACAUUCUUCUCAAGUGCACAUGGACCAUUCUCCAGGAUAGAUCACAUGCUGGGCCACAAAGCAAACCUUGGUAAAUUUAAGAAAAUUGAAAUCAUAUCAAGCAUCCUUUCCAACCACACUGCUAUGAGAUUAGAAAUCAACUACAAGGAAAAAACUGUAGAAAACACAAACAUGGGACUUCCCUGGUGGUGCAGUGGUUAAGAAUCUGCCUGCCAAUGCAGAGGACAUGGGUUCAAGCCCUGGUCCGGGAAGAUCCCACAUGCUGUGGAGCAACUAAGCCCAUGUGCCACAACUACUAAGCCGGCAUUCUAGAGCCCAUGAGCCACAACUACUGAGUCCGUGUGCCACAACUACUGAAGCCCGAUCACCUAGAGCCAGUGCUCCGCAACUAGGCAUAGAGGGCACCUGCCUCAACAUAAUACAGGCCAUAUAUGACAAACCCACAGCUAACAUCAUCCUUAGUGGUGAUAAGCUGGCUGCAUUUCCUCUAAGAUCAGUGAGAUCAGGCUGACAGAAUUUCCUCUAAGAUCAGGAACAAGACAAGGAUGUUCACUGUCACCACUUGUAUUCAACAUAGUUUUGGAAGUCCUAGCCAUGGCAAUCAGAGAAGAAAAAAACCCCAAAAAACCAAAGAAAUCCAAAUUGGAAAAGAAGUGAAACUGUCACUGUUUACAGAAAAUCCUAAAGAUGCUACCAGAAAACUACUAGAGUUCCUCAAUGAAUUUGGUAAGGUUGCAGGAUACAAAAUUAAUACACAGAAAUCUGUUGCAUCUCUAUACACUAACAAUGAAAGAUUGGAAAGAGAAAUUAAGGAAACAAUCCCAUUUGCCAUUGCAUCAAAAUAAUAAAAUACCUAGGAGACAAAAGGCCUGUACUCUGAAAACUAUAAGAUGCUGAUGAAAGAAAUGGAAUAUGAUACAAACAGAUGGAAAAAUAUACUGUGUUCUUGGAUUGGAAAAAUCAGUAUUGUCAAAAUAGCUAUACUACCCAAGGCAGCUACAGAUUCAUUGCAAUCCUUUUAAAUCAAAUUACCAAUGGAAUUUUUCAUGGAACUAGAACAAAAAUUUUAGAAUUUGUAUGGAAACACAAAAGACCCCUAAUAGCCAAAGUAAUUCUGAGAAAGAAAAAUGGGGCUGGAGGAACCAGGCUCCCUGACUUCAAACUAUACUACAAAGCUGCAGUAAUCAAAACAGUAUGGUGCUGGCACAAAAACAGAAAUAUAGAUUAAUGGAACAAGAUAGAAUGCCUAGAAAUAAACCCAUGCACCUAUGGUCAAUUGAUCUAUGACGAAGAUGGAAAGAAUAUACAAUGGAGAAAAGACAGUCUCUUCAAUAACUGGUGCUGGGAAAACAGCUACAUGUAAAAGAAUGAAAUUAGAACAUUCUCUAACACUAUACACAAAAAUAAAAUGGAUUAAAGGCCUAAAUGUAAGACCAGAUACUAUAAAACUCUUAGAGGAAAACAUAGGUGGAACACUCUGACAUAAAUUAUAGAAAUAUCUUUUUGUAUCCACCUCCUAGAGUAAUGAAAAUAAAAACAAAAAUACACAAAUGGGGCCUAAUUAAACUUAAAAGCUUUAUCACAGCAAAGGAAAUCAUAAACAAAAUGAAAAGACAACCCACAGAAAGGGAGGAUAUCUUUGCAAACGAAGUGACUGACAAGCGAUUAAUCUCCAGAAUAUACAAAUAGCUCAUGCAGCUCAAUAUCAAAAAAACAAAAACAACCCAAUCAAAAAAUUGACAGAAGAUCUAAAUAGACAUUUCUCCAAAGAAGACAUACAGAUGGCCAAAAAAACAUGAAAAGAUGCCCAACUUUGCUAAUUAUUAGAGAAACGCAAAUAAAAGCUACAAUGAGGUAUCACCUCACACUGGUCAGAAUGGCCCUCAUCAAAAAGUCUACAAACAAUAAAUGCUGGAGAGGGUGUGGAGAAAGGGGAACCCUCCUAUGCUGUUGGUGGGAAUAUAAAUUGGUACAACCACUAUGGAGGACAGUGUGGAAGUUUCCUUAAAAAACUAAAAAAAUUAAUAGAACUACCAUAUGAUCUAGCAAUCCCACUCCUGGGCAUAUAUCUGGAGAAAACCAUAAUUCAAAAAGAUACAUGCACCCCAGUGUUCAUUGCAGCACUGUUUACAAUAGCCAAGACAUAGAAGCAGCCUAAAUGUCCAUUGACAGAGGAAUGGAUAAAGAAGAUGUGGUAAAUAUAUACAGUGCAAUGUUCCUCAGCCAUAAAAAAGAAUGAGAUAAUGCCAUUUGCAGCAACAUGGAUGGACCUAGAGAUUAUACUAAGUGAAGUAAAUUGGACAGAGAAAGACAAUGAUAUCACUUAUAUGUGGACUCUAAAAAGAUGAUACAAAUGAACUUAUAUUCAAAACAGAAAGACUCAUUGUUUUCAAAAACAAAUUUAUGGUUACCAAAGGAGAAAGGUGGGGGGAGGGAUAAAUUAGGAAUUUGGGAUUAAGAGAUACUACUUUAUAUAAAAUAGAUAAUUAACAAAGACCUACUCUCUAGCACAGGGGACUAUACUCAGUGUUCUGUAAUAAUCUAUAUGCAAAAAGAAUCUGAAAAAGAAUGGAUAUAUGUACAUAUAUAACUGAACCACUUUGCUAUACACCUGAAACUAAUACAACAUUGUAAAUCAACUAUACCCCAAUAUAAAAUAAAAAUUAAAUUAGAAAAUAAAAAUUAAAAGAAAGUAACUACUGCUCAUGAUUGUGAAAAAUUUUGUAAUAUUAUUUCCAGAUUUUCUACAAAUAAAUAUUUGUUUACUAAGUAAAAUAUUUUUACUGAAAUGGUUCUUUGAAAAGCAUGCUGAUUUAUUAUAUAUAAGCUUUAAAAUUUUUUUUGAGGUAUACUUUUCACAUAAUAAAAUUCUCCAAUUAUCAGUGUCGAAUUCAAUGAGUUUUGAAAGCAUACAUAUAUAUCUACCACCAUAAUCAUGAUAUAGAACAUUUCCUUCAUCCCCCAAAAUUGAUAUGUCCUUUUGCAGUCAAUCCCAUCCUCCCACCCUUGGCCCUUGGCAAAUGAUUUGUUUUGUAUCAUUAGUUUUGCUUUCUUAGAAUUUCAUAUAAAUGGAAUCAUAGAAUAUGUAAUCUAUUGUGUUUGGCCUUUCACUUAGAGUUUUGAGAAAAGAGUUUAUAGAUUUUCUACAAAUAUUUAUCUACUAAGUA
Messenger RNA from Globicephala melas (long-finned pilot whale), 5609 nucleotides. Lineage: Eukaryota; Metazoa; Chordata; Mammalia; Artiodactyla; Delphinidae. The record is from RefSeq and is a predicted model, not a curated record.